Monodelphis domestica (gray short-tailed opossum) is the source of this 10847-nucleotide messenger RNA. It is a transcript of the gene SLC44A1, whose product is annotated as solute carrier family 44 member 1. The record is from RefSeq and is a predicted model, not a curated record. Gene Ontology annotation, biological process: choline transport; transmembrane transport. Gene Ontology annotation, molecular function: choline transmembrane transporter activity. NCBI's taxonomy places the organism in Eukaryota, Metazoa, Chordata, Mammalia, Didelphimorphia, Didelphidae. Gene Ontology annotation, cellular component: plasma membrane.
UCCCUCCCCCGGGCCGGCCGCCGGGGUUGUGGAUGCCCAGGGGCCCCGGGGCGUAGCUGGGCGCUCGCCCUCUUCCCCCUUUCCUCCUUGGCAUCCCCGGCCCCGCCAUGGGCUGCUGCAACUCCACCUCCGCAGCACAGAGCUCUAAACGAGAGUGGAAACCUCUGGAGGAUCGAAGUUGUACAGAUUUACCAUGGCUACUACUUUUCAUCCUCUUCUGCCUUGGGAUGGGAUUUAUUUGUGGCUUUUCAAUAGCAACAGGUGCAGCAGCAAGACUAGUGUCAGGAUACGACAGCUAUGGAAAUAUAUGUGGGCAGAAAAAUGCAAAAGUGGAAAGAAUACCUAACAGUGGCAUCGACCACACCCAUCGGAAGUAUGUAUUCUUUUUGGACCCAUGCAAUGUGGACUUGGUAAAACGGAAGAUCAAGUCUAUUGCUCUGUGUGUAGCAGCAUGUCCAAGCCAUGAACUGAAAACAAUGCAUGAAGUCCAGAAGUUUGCAGAAAAGAAUGGUUCUGCUUUAUGUACCUACAACUUAAAGCCAUCAGAAUAUGUUACACAUUCAAAAGCCUCUGUUUUCUGCCCCAAACUCCCGGUUCCUGAAAGUGCACCUAUUCCAUUCUUCCAUCGCUGUGCUCCUGUGAACAUUUCCUGCUAUGCCAAGUUUGCAGAGGCCCUGAUCACCUUUGUCAAUGACAAUAGUGUCUUACACAGGCUGAUUAGUGGAGUAAUGACCAGCAAAGAAAUUAUAUUGGGACUUUGCUUGUUAUCACUAGUUCUAUCCAUGAUUUUGAUGGUGAUAAUUAGGUACAUAUCCAGAGUACUUGUAUGGAUCUUAACAAUUCUGAUCAUACUGGGUUCACUUGGUGGCACAGGUGUGCUGUGGUGGCUGUAUGCUAAACAAAGAAAAUCUCCCAAAGAAACUAUUAUUCCAGAACAACUUCAAAUAGCUGAAGACAAUCUCCGGGCCCUUCUCAUCUAUGCCAUUUCAGCUACAGUAUUCACAGUGAUCUUGUUCUUGAUCAUGUUAGUAAUGCGUAAGCGUGUUGCCCUCACCAUUGCCUUGUUCCAUGUGGCUGGCAAAGUCUUCAUUCACUUGCCACUCCUUGUCUUCCAACCAUUUUGGACCUUUCUUGCUCUUCUCCUGUUUUGGAUGUACUGGAUCAUGACUCUGCUUUUUCUUGGCACUCUAGGUAGUGCUAUCCCAAAUGGUGAAUUUGUGGAAUUUGAAGUUUCUGGCCCUCUACAAUACAUGUGGUGGUACCAUGUAGUGGGACUAAUCUGGAUAAGUGAAUUCAUUCUAGCCUGUCAGCAGAUGACUGUGGCAGGGGCUGUAGUAACAUAUUAUUUUACAAGGGAUAAAAGGAAUCUGCCAUAUACUCCUAUUUUGGGGUCAGUGAACCGGCUUAUCCGCUACCAUCUUGGUACUGUGGCAAAGGGAUCUUUCAUUAUUACUUUAGUGAAAAUCCCCCGAAUGAUCCUUAUGUACAUUCAUAACCAGCUUAAAGGAAAGGAAAAUGCUUGUGCUCGAUGUAUGCUGAAAUCUUGCAUCUGCUGCCUUUGGUGUCUUGAAAAGUGCCUAAAUUAUUUAAAUCAGAAUGCAUACACAGCCACAGCUAUCAAUAGCACCAACUUCUGCACCUCAGCAAAGGAUGCCUUUGUAAUUUUAGUGGAGAAUGCUUUGAGAGUGGCUACCAUCAACACAGUGGGAGAUUUUAUGUUAUUCCUAGGCAAGAUCCUGAUAGUCUGCUGCACAGCAUUAGCAGGGAUUAUGCUGCUAAACUACCAGCAGGAUUACACAGUAUGGGUCCUGCCAUUGGUCAUUGUUUGCCUCUUUGCUUUCCUGGUCGCUCACUGUUUCCUGUCCAUAUAUGAAAUGGUUGUGGAUGUAUUGUUCUUAUGCUUUGCCAUUGAUACCAAGUAUAAUGAUGGAAGUCCUGGCAGAGAAUUCUACAUGGAUAAAGUGCUAAUGGAAUUUGUGGAGAACAGUAGAAAAUCCAUGAAAGAGGCUGGUAAGGGAGGGGCUGCCGAUUCCAGAGAGCUAAAACCGAUGGCUUCGGGAGCAAGUUCAGCUUGAAUCUAGCCGACCAUUACGGAACCCAUUGACAUUCCAAAACCAUAUAUAUACAUAUAUAUGUAUUUGUGUAUGUGUGUAUAUAUAUAUGUAUAUGUAUACAUAAUCAGCCAAAAUCAGAGAAAAGGAACAGGGAUUUAAUACUUUUUUUAAGAUUAUUUUUGUCAAACAUGUACUCCUUUCAUACGGGUGGCUUUUACAGGCAAUUUUAGUCAUUUAGUUUUUUCAAUAGUAAUUGUAUUAAUGGAAAUGUUAAGAUUCAUAUCUGAACAGGGUUUUUAAUAACUUAGAGGAGGAUUUGAUUAGUUAUUUUAAGUGGAAAUAUUAGACCAAAUUCUUUGUCCAAAAUACUAAAAUUUGUUAAUGGGGUCCAAUUCCCCAAGGUAUACAUUGUAUCCAGAGUAUUUUACUGAUCCAUAAGCCCAAAUGAAUGAGACAGACUGUUUGGGUAUAUAUAUUCCAGAUGAAUUAGACAUUAAAUCCUUGCCUUUAAAAAGCUUCUCUAUUCAAGGAAGUCAUGAUAUUGGUUGGCAUUUUACUUACAAAUGGGCCCAGAAUGGAUUCUCAUUCUAAUUCAUGGAUUUAUUAGUUACCAUUAAAAAGUAACCAGAUCCUCAGGUAUUUUUAGGUGGCCCUUAAAACUUAUAUCAAAGGGAAUAGCAAAAGGAAUAGAUAUUUUCUGAUGUAAACUUUUUCUUCUUGUAUCUCUUUUUCCUUUUCUUAUUGAUUUCAGUAGCUCCCUCUGAGCUUCUGUGCCCUGACUUAGAAGGGCAUAUGUUCCAUAAACCAACAGCUGAGCAAACUGCCAACUCUGAAAGUUGAGCAUUUAAAUUUCUGUAUCUUGAUUUUUCCAACUUAAUCAUGCUGACAGGAAGGGAAAAAAAACAGGGACAGAAAUGUACCACAGAAAAAUUACUUAAAGCUUUUGUGACUUUGAGUCAGUUCUAGGAAAUAUCCAUUGACUUCAGGAUAAAUGGCCAUUUUAUUUCAUUGUUCGUGAUCAAGUGUGUAAACUAUGUCAACCCAGCCUGGCAGGUGCUUCUCUCGAUGAAAAUCAUGGAGUAUCCAGUGAUACAGUGACUACAAAAGAACUGGUUCAUGUUUCAUUUUUCAAAUGUUAAAAGUUUCUUUGGUUUUAUUUCAACUUUUAAAGCUUACCAGAUAUGAAUGGCUAAUAUUCCAUUGUUCUGCUUGUUGUAAUGGUGAAUGCUUUAAAACAAAGUGUAUUUGCUAAGAAUAAUUCAUGAUCUCUUUAUGCGAAAACUCCUUUUUGUUACAAUUUUUUUAAAAAAGCUAUUUUUGUUAAUGUAAAGCAAAUAUUUCAGAGCAAAAUUUUUAAACUUAUUGCACUAAAUACAGGCUCUGUAAGAAAAAUAACGCCUCAGCAUUUUAUCAUUCCAUAGAAAGAGAAUCUUUUGAAAGAAAGCAUGCCUUCCUAUCAAGCUUAGACAAUGGAUUAGAGUGAUGUGUAUGAAUGUAUGUACUGUUAAUGUCACCAGGACUUCAUAAGCAGCUGUUUGCUAAUGUGCUUCCUUUCAAAGGAUUGGACCUUUAAAUUGCUACAGAAGGUAAAUUGUAUUUUUUCUUUUAGUGAAAUUGUGCUCUUUACUCAAGGUAAACCAGCCAAUGCCUUGAUUUUCUUUUUUAAAGCUUACAUAAUAUUUCUGAUUUUUUCAGAAUCUUAGCAAUAAGAGUCUGAAUUUUAAAAAUACGAUUUAGAGCUCACAUCUUGAAAAAGAGCAGGGGAAGCUAACUUUGUGAGAAUAACUCUUUGAAGUCAUUUAUUCUCCAGAAGUUAACUUUCAUCAUUUAAAUGGUAUCAUUCUUUUCUAUAUGCAAUAUGGGAUAGUGGAGAAAGCACUAGAUUUAAAAAUCACUGGACCCGGGUUCAAAUCCUAGCUCAACUACAGAUGACUUAUGUGACUUUAGACAGGUCAUUUAGCCUCCCUGGGCCUCAAUUACCUCUGCUAUAAAAUGAAGACAUAUGAACUAGAUUAUUUCUAAGAUUCCUUCCUGUUUUAAAUUCUAUAACCCAAUCAUUUGAAAUGGCAAGAAUAUAAUCAUGGAACUAUUUGAAUUCUAGUUCAGAAUGAUGCAAGGAAAAAUCAAUAUUCUAUUGGAAUGCAGAGUGACAUCAGCUCCAUAGCAGUCCUAGAUUUUUGACAAUUCAGGAAUAUUGGCAACCAAAUUAGGGAUUGGAAUUAAAGUACAGAAGACUGAAUACCAAAACUGAAGUGAUUACAAGUUAUAAGCAUUUCAGGGGCUAUCAAUGCCCCGACUCCCGCCCCAAAUGGUCUGAUGGAAGUCCAGGAUUUAGAAGUCUUAGGUUCUACUCACUUGGACAGUCUGACAUUAUGGAUUCUUGCUGCUCCCUGUUCCAUAUGCUUGCAACCUCUGCUGUUUGGAAGCCACCAGAAAUGCUUUCUUAAUAUCAUUUGCAACUAGAACUGUAAUCAGAAAGAAAAUUUUGUAUUUUUGUAUAACUUGACUGUGUGCCAUUUUAUAUAAUAACAGGCCCUGUUUUACAAAUAAAUUUCGUUUUACUAACACUGUGUUUAGAGAUUAUGGUCAGCACUUUUCUAUGGUUAAAUGUAAUGUUGGAGUCAGAAAUUAAUACCAAGGUAGUCGCCCUUAAUAAAGCAGUGUGUAAAUUUGUGUGCAUAUAUAGAAUAUAUAUGUAUGUUUAUAUAUAUAUUUUUAUAUAUAGGUCCAAAUAUAUAUGUAUAUAUCACACAGUCACACACACACACAAACACACACACAGAUAUAAUUAAAUUACUAGUUUCUUUUCCACCACCAUACCAGUUUCAUUUUUUUUUUUGCCUAAUCAGAACAAAGCCUCGUGUGACUCUUCCUAGCAAUAUACAAAUGUUUUUAGUUGAUGCUUUGAAUAAAAUAACUGCUGUCUCUCAUUCAUCACAAAUCAUCCCACAACUAAUAUAGGUUGCCUUCUUGCUGUCCACCUAUUGCCUCCAUCUCUUGACCAAGUGAGAAGAAUAAGAUAAAUUGGAUUUUUUAAUUGUUUUUGAAUUAUGGUUUCCUGAGCAGUUUGAGCUACCACAUGCUUGAGACAAUAACUUUUGUCUGCCUGUAAAAUGCAAUUUCAGAGCUCCUUCCAUGAUGGGCCUUUUUGGAGGGAAAUUCUCAUAAUACGGCCAGUGUUGUAAAGAAAUUCUGCCAGUGUUAGAGAAUGGACACCAUUUCUGCCAAGUUAUCACCCAGGCUCUAAUGUGAGAUUAUAAUGUUCCAGGUUCAUUGCCCUGCUUCUAGGGAGAGAAGAUGCUACUGAAAUCAUUUCAGAUAAAAGAAACUGAAGGAAGGAAAAGGAUCUGCCUUGUAAGGUAGCCCAAGCAUUUAGGUUUACCAACCCUUGCUAUAGAGUGGACAGAAUUAGAAGCAGAUUGUUUCUCUAAACAAUUCAGUUCAUUUUAAAGAGACUCGGUUUAAGGCUUUGAUCUUGCUCUUAGCAUGAUCAAAUUUGGAGUCCCUCAAGCUUAAGUGGCCUAAAUGGGAAUUAUUCCUUACAGUUAAGUUUGUUUUUCCACUGUCUGAGCUGAAUGAAACUCAUAGGAGCUUUCUACUACUCCCAUCUCAAUUUUCCUUACAAGAAAAAAUAUACUAGAAAUAAGUGAUUCAUUUAUGGGAAAGCUCUCAUUUUUUUUUUCAGCAAAGGGGCAUCAAGUUGCUGAGUAUAAGCUCUCCUCUGCCCCUCUGAUCUCAGCAUAUGCCAUAGGCAUCCUUGCCUUCCCAGGGCAGUGAUUCAGGAUCUCACCCGAAGGUGGGAUUGGUGAGGAUUUAAAACCCUUCCUUUGCCUGAGCUACUUUAUCUCCAGAAUGAUACCACUCCCUCUUCCUCAAAGCAGCUUCCUUUACUGUACUCACCACACAUAUGCAAGGGCAUGUCACCACCUCCUAGACUUCAGCCUUUGUUCCACAACUAGCCACUCAAGUUCAUGAUCAAAAUAGCCCAAGGUGCAUUCCUGCUUGGAAAAUAUAUUUCUGAGGUCGGUUCCAAACCUAGGUUGGAUAGUGACUUUAUUUUAUUCUAUUUUGGAGAGUACUAUGGGGUACAAGGCUUUUGACAUCUAGGAUGGGCCUUUAAUAAGAGAAUCAGGAGGUUUUCCUUGACCAUUUUGACCAAGAUGAUAAUCAGAAUGCUAAAAAUAUAUACAUAUAUAUACAUAUAUAUUAAAAACACCUUCUGCAGUUGCCCCCUUGCUUACUCUUAUCUUUAUUUUUAGAGCCCUUUCUGUAGGGACAGGAACCAACAGUCUCAGAUUGCAAGACUCCUGAUUGAAAUAGUCUUUGUCCAAAAGGGCUCAAGAUUCACCCGUGAAUAAGCCUCUGCUCUCCAACUGCUAGUUCUCCCCUGCUCUUAGUGGUCCCCAUUGUCCUUUUUCAGUCUGUUCCCAGUAGGGCAUGUCAGGCAGAAAAACCUUAGACUCUGAUAUCUUGUCAAUAUGCCUGUUGCAGUUAAUUUGUGGAUUCGUUUUUUAUGUUCACACCGAGAAACAACAGUGCACUCUUAUGACUCGCUGGGAGUUGUUGAGAUGUGUUCUGUGAAUGUUUAUUGGCAUAUUGUGGAUUCAUAAUACUGAAUGUGUAUGGCAGAGGUUUGUUAGUUAUGUUUUCACAGCAUAAAAUGCCUUUUGCAUUGAAUGCAUAUGAAUGUAUUUUUAUGUAUUUAAAGAAUGCAUGUUAAUCCUUUCAGAAGUAGGUACUAUUCAUAUACAGUCACUGAUUUUUGAAUCAACCAAUUCUUGUUUAACAGGACCGAGCCCACAUUUUGAAAAAGCAGCUUGGUGUGGGGUUCAUUUUACAAAUGGAAUCUUAAUGAGUGUGCCAAAAGAAACUGUAAAACUAGCAAACUUGGGGGAGGAGGGGCCAAAACAUGUUGUAUACUCUUAAGACUUUAAAAAGUAAAAAAAAGUAGCAGGUUUCUGGGCCAAAUUGUGACACUUCAGUGUUUCACCAAGAGGGAAAUUUAAAACUCAGAUUUUAAUCUUUGAAAAUAGCCCAUAUCUUAUAGAAAAUGUCAGUGAAAGUUUUUUAAAACUAAGUGGGAAAUUGUUCUUUUCUAAAGAAUCUCUAUAUGUCCCCCUUUCUGCCUACACCUGAGGUUUUUAAUAUUUAAAAAAACAAAAAAACUAUCCAGAGCUUUUAUGGCAUGAACAAUGGCUACUUUUUGUAAGCUUCAUGGAAAGGAUUUCAAUUUGACAUUUUCUAUGCUAUUUCAUUAGUAAAGAUAACAAAUAGCCAAUUUAAAAAAGGCACCCAAAGGUUUGGCUGACUUUCCCCUACUAUUUUCAUACACAAUUUUAGCAGAUAAUAUUUCCUAAAGGGUAAACUACUCUGACCAGGGCCUCAACUAAACUUUUAAGAGAAAGUGUCCAAGUUCACAGGACCUAACCAGGAUCUGUAGGCAGAUGAAAGCAUUAUCGUUUGAAAAUGUUUCAGUUGUUUUUCAUCUUUACCUGAUCAGACCUAAAGUCAACGUUUCAUUUUCUAGCAGACUUUUUGGCAGCUUUUCCUCAAAAAUUCACCAAUAAGGCACCACUUAUAACCCUUACCAGUUCGCCUGUUUUUAAAUUUACCUGAUGAAGUUUAGAAGCCAGGCCCUUUUCUGGAGUCAUUCUUCUCUGUUCACUAUUUCCCAGCUAACUUCCUGCCAGCCUCGGGAAUGCAGUCAUCAUAGAUUUCAACAAUAAAUAUCUUGUGAGCCACACACGAAGGUUAGUUCUGUUUGUUUUGAACUAUUAAGACUUUCUUUGGUCACUUUAGAUGGUUGGUAGAAGAAUACAAAUAGUGUAAUAGUGGUUACUGGCCUUAACGGAAAAAAAUCUGAGGACAAGUAGUCCUAAUCCAUAUUACUAAAGUCCUUAUUGUAGCUUAACCUACCAGCAUACCUUCUCUGACUUCAUUUUAAUUGGUGUAUGAGAGGCUACCUAGAGAUCUUAUCCCAUGUCCACAGUGUAUUAGUCUCUUUCCCCCUUAAACUGGCAUCUGAUCAAUUCAGGAUGAGAACCAACUAGCAAACAAAUUUAGUGAAGAAAACAUUAAGUGAUCAUAUGUGCUGGGGGAAGCAACUAAAGACAACAAGUUUUCCUACUUCAGUUUUCCUGCUUUAAUAAGUAUUUCUACUGUUUCUACACCUACCUCAGAGGAACCUCUCUAAGUAAAUUACUUCAUAACAGUUCUGGGCCUUCACCAUGGAGGGCCAUUUUGUCUGAUAAAGUGGGCAAAAAUCCCCCAAAAUUUUAUAGUUCUUUUAAGAGGUCCCUCGGAUCAAAAUUUGAACUUGGACAUGAGCUGUACUAAUCCAAUAUAGCAUCUUAAGGAGAAACAAAGUAGGAAGAAUCUGGGAUUUUCUUACCUAUCAAUAAUCUCUGGUCAGGCUACCCCAGGAAUACCAACCAAUGAGAUCUUUUCAAAUUAGUCUAUGCAGAGGCAGGUAUUGUCAUCCCCUGUACUAAAAAAACUUGCCAUACAGACUAUCAAGAAGGGCCAGAGCCCGAGAAUUGGUUCCUGAAUCUAAAAAUGCAGUUGUCGCUGAAAUUUGUGGCAUGAGGCAUGUUCUGCUCAUAAGCUAAGGCAGUGCUAUUUGCCCAGUGUUAGAAAGGAGGGGUCCAUUCUAAGCUGUCUUUUUAGGGAUGUGAAUGAAUUUGUGUUGAUUCAUCCACAUUUACGGACCCAGUUGGUCCCAUUCAUUUCUUUAUUCAAUGUGUGUGUGUGUGCAUGUGUGUGCUUACUUGUUUGCUUCAGUGCAUUAGCAAAAAGGUGGAGGAAAGAAUCCUUCAUUUUCAUAACUUUUGAAAAUCUAGAUCAUGGGAACCAAACCUCUGCAGACACUGCAGAGUCAUACAAGCCACUUUCCCUAUUCUGAGACAAAUAGGAUGGGCACUAACUCAUUCCAGGUGCUAUUCUCUAGAUGACAAUUUUAUCAUUUACUUAUAGGUACAAUAUAACUUUUUCCUAUUGGGGGUCUUGGUGAACCAAGGGAAGGUCCUUUGAUUUUCUUUAAGAUUCUAUUAGACAAAUUCCAUAACAAUGUGAUGCUAUAAAUAUAUAGGGGACAACGUCUAGGGUUAAUAUUUUGAGAUUAAAAAUAUUAAUUAAUGUGACCUUCACAUCAUACAACUUUUUUUCACCAAGUGUUAGAGAAACCUCUGUACGUCUGUCGUUCCCUCCUCUACCCCUUACCUUGAUAUUCGGAAUGCGCUUUAAUCCCUAUUCCUUAUAUCGAGCCAUUUAUUUGAUGCUCUGCUGUCAAAAUAAGUCAUUAUUGGAAGGGAGGUAAUUGCAAAUCUGUGUCUCUUUUCUUUAUGUAACUGGUAAAAUCAUGAAAUUCAGGCUCUAUUUUGAGGUUUUCUCCCUGCUAUAUAGGUUUCAUAAGAAAAUUUUUCACUCAAACUCAGAACAUCUUCUUGGCUUAUCAAAUACAGGCACAACUAUAUGCCAUUUGGAGUGUCUUUACGGUGGCUAAACUGAUUGAUUGGGCAAUAGCCUUUUAGCAAAGAAUGUUUUCCUUUAAAUUUAAAAAGAUUAAAAAAGAUUGUGAAAGGGAAAAUCCCUGCCAAAGAAACAAGGUUACUCUGGAAAAUCACCAGAUGAUUGUGUUCAAUCCAAUAAUAACAAAAAGGGAAAGUGAAAAGGAGUUUCUGGGGUCUUUCAGGGCACCUUGAGUUUGGAAAAGGGCUUCCCAAAGAAGCAGUGGGUCAUUUAACCACUGGAGAGCAUAUUUGCAGAGAAGAAAAAACCCCAUGGCAGUGUUGUUCCACCAAAGCACUCUAUGAUGUUUCCUGUGAUUUCUCACUGCUGUGAAGUAGCCAUAGGAAAUGUGUUUGCUGCCCUGUGAUUCUGCUCAGUUUAAAAGAGGCAGCCUAGCCUAGGGGAAAAGAGCACUGGACUUAAAAGUCAGUGUUCAAAUCUUGCCUAUGGUACUUAUUUUGCUGGGUGACUGUGGGCAAGUCACUUCUCAACCUCAGUUUUCCUCAUCUGUAAAAUGAGGAUAAAAUCUUCAGUACCUACCUCACAGGGUUGUUGUGAGGAUCAAGUGAGAUAAUGUAUGUAAAGCGCUUUGCAAACCUUAGAGCGCUAUAUAAAUAGUGGUCAUUAUUAAUAACUUGAAAAACAAGUAGAUAUGUCUUAUGGACUCAAGUCUGAACCAUUUCAUAUCCUAAAAAUGACUUUGUGCAUCAGGUCCUGUCUCUCUCUCUCUCUGAUGGACUUGGAUAAGAUGGUUUGAGCCCUAUUCAAAUAAUAUAGUUUGGUAUCUUUAUUAAUUUAGUAGUUUGGGAGUAUUACUGACUACAGCUUAACUGUAUGGUAUUGGCCCAGUGGGGAAGUCAGCAUACAAUCAGAAAUGCCCCCACCGAAGGAGCUGUAGCUUACGUAUUUCUGGGUAUUGUUGCUGACCCAAAUACAAACUUUUCAGAUGGAGCACCCAUGCUUCCAACGGACUUUAAAAAUCUGUUCAUUAAGCAAUUAACUUUGAGGAGUUAUAGAAUCUUGCAGGUAAACUUGCUGCCAAGAGCUCUGACUUGGAUGGAAUUCCAUCUGGCUUGAGAGAGAAACACGAUAACGUGAUGGAGAAUCUGAAAUGUUUUGUUGUGCAAAACUAUAAAUGGGGGACGGGGAAUAAAAGCAGUGCUGAUCUAAUGAUAGGUGGUCUGUGUAUACUGACUCAGUUUCCAGAAUUCUAAUGCAAACUGUAUUUUAGUCUAACAAAUGUAUAAAAUUUUUUAUGUAACAAAUAAAAUUUUAUAGGAAAGCGUG